Molecule: messenger RNA, 1053 nt
Organism: Cynara cardunculus var. scolymus (artichoke)
Lineage: Eukaryota; Viridiplantae; Streptophyta; Magnoliopsida; Asterales; Asteraceae
Product: glycine-rich RNA-binding protein 4, mitochondrial
Exons: 7
Coding region: 341-703 (120 amino acids)
Molecular function (GO): RNA binding
Source: RefSeq, a predicted model, not a curated record
CGACCUCUUAAUCUUUCCAAGCAUCUAUGCAUUGUUCAUUGUCGAGGGCGCGAGUGUAUCACUCAGAGGCCGACAUUUCCACGGUUACCCUCGUCUUCGCUCCAUCUCGUCUCCUGUAAUUGCUCUUCGUCGAAAUCAGGCUGUCACAGACAGGUUCAGAACCCCGACUACAAACUUCGUCAUCAAAACAUCCAUUGCUUUUGUGGUACUUGCAGCUCUUAAACCCUCAUCUAAGCCCUAAACUCCCACUUUGGUCUUCUUGCUUGUUCACUUGUUGAACCAGUAGAUCCAAAUCACUCAAGAUACGUUCAUUGUUGUCACUAUAGAGAACCAGCAAAUAAUGGUGUCAGCGAAUGGCGUUUACCGGAUAUCUUCAUCUUCUUUAUUCAGGUGGAUGUCGUGGCGUCACUCCUCCAGCAAAUUGUUCGUCGGAGGGCUUUCCUAUGAUACCAAUGAACCGGUGUUAAAAGACGCUUUUGGGCAGCAUGGAGAAAUAAUUGAAGUUAAAGUUAUAUGUGAUCACAAGAGUGGCAAAUCAAAAGGGUAUGGAUUUGUACAUUUCGUUUCUGAGGACUCUGCCAGCAAAGCCUUGGCAGAAAUGGACGAUCAGUUGUUGGAUGGUAGAAAUAUUCGGAUCCAAUAUGCAAACAAAAAACGAGCCCCAGAAUGCCAGAUAAAUGAUCAGGAGGAAUCAGAUAACUGAACAGAGCAUUAUUAUUAGGAAACUUGACAGGGAAUAAUAUAUGAAGUGAUGAUCAGCCAUUAAACUUCAAAUCCAAUGGAUGAUUGUUUGAGGGACACAAGAGCUGAUAAAAACACUUGGAAUAAUUGUAAGUGUUCGUUGUGCCAAAUGAACCUUUUGUUACAUCUUAUUUACCAUAGUAUUGAAAUAUCUAAAAAACGGCCUUAAACAGAGGGACCUCAAGGUAGGCUACUCUCACCUUAUAUGUUCCAAAGCUUUCCUAUGAUUUAUCAAUCUUUAAACAGUGAAGUGUGUGUGCUUGUAUAUAGAAACAUUGGCAACAUCUCAUUUGAUCAUUUUUUUCACAUCUA